This is a messenger RNA of Ceratina calcarata, 1267 nucleotides long. RefSeq names its product AKT-interacting protein. Bases 325 to 1131 code for a protein of 268 amino acids. Lineage: Eukaryota; Metazoa; Arthropoda; Insecta; Hymenoptera; Apidae. The record is from RefSeq and is a predicted model, not a curated record. The transcript is spliced from 7 exons.
UAUACAACUAGCCUGAGAAACGUGACAACAUAGCUCAUUGAGGUUCCCGAUCGGAGAUCGGAUCGGGAAUAUAUUCAACCAUAUUCAACAUUCAUUGAUUCCGCAUUGAUUUAUCUCGCUGUUUUGGCAAACGUUGCUACGCGAUUUGUCUUGUCUACGGUUGUUGAAUUUAAUAUGCAAUGAAAUGCAAUUGGAAGGAAAAUGGUUGAGUGAAAGUAUGCAACCGUGAUCUGUUGUUUAUUGUUUGUUUGUGAAAUGUGAGACGUAGUUUUCUAUUAAAAAUCAAUCGCAACGUUGAGAAACAAUCAUCUUGCUGCCGUCAUUAUGUCAGCGACGAAGGGUAACGUUAAUAAAGAUGACAAUCUAAGACGACAGGGUUCAUUUAGAAAAUUACUACCAUUGAAUACGAACGGAGAUUCGCAAUUAAGUAUGUCUGUGAAAAUGAUAGACAGGCCAGCUGUAUCGCAAACGAACAAGGAAUACACAAUUUAUUUGCAGGAGUACAAUAUCUUAUCUGAAUAUAAUAUGUUAUGUUCGCAAGAUUUGAAGGGGAUUUACGUCGUACCGUCUGCACAAAAUUCCUUGCUAUGGUUCGGAGUACAGUUCGUGAGGCAAGGAACGUAUCAAGGAGGGAUCUUUAGAUUUACUAUUACACUGCCGCAAAAUUUUCCAGACGGAGAAUGCCCUAAAGUAAUAUUUCAAACUCCAGUUUUUCAUCCAUUGAUCAAUCCCGAAUCUGGUGAGUUGUGCACUUCGUGGGGAUUUCCUGAAUGGAGGAAAAGCAACAGAAUUUGGCAAUUGGCACAAUUCAUAACGAGAAUACUCACGAAGGUGGAUACUAAGAUGACUCCGGUAAAUCCCGAAGCAUCCAGUUUAUUAGAGAACAACUUUGAAGCGUUUCGAGAUCGUGUGAAGAAGUGUGUAAGAGAAAGUUUAAAUAAGGUGUACAAUCCACCGACAGUAGACGAUCCGCACUACAUAACUUUCAGUCCAUACAUUGAUGAGCUUCAUGAAUCUAUUAAAAGAGAAAUUUACGAUCCGAAGGAGGAAGAAGAAGAGAACAAGGCACUCGGUUUAUCUUGGGUGCAACCAGGAUCGUUGCAACCGUUUUCCAAGCCUGAAGCAAGAUAAUAAGUAGCUGAAUACAUAAGAAACACAUUAUUACGGCCACAUACGUCCUUAGAACAUAAGAACUCGAAAUUCUUCUAAUGCAGCGGACAAAUUACGAUGUAUUUUUAUAUUAGCAAAAGAUAAAUUAUUUUGUAAU